Molecule: messenger RNA, 4902 nt
Organism: Fonsecaea pedrosoi CBS 271.37
Lineage: Eukaryota; Fungi; Ascomycota; Eurotiomycetes; Chaetothyriales; Herpotrichiellaceae
Exons: 2
Coding region: 1-4902 (1633 amino acids)
Biological process (GO): DNA replication; double-strand break repair via homologous recombination
Cellular component (GO): chromosome; cytoplasm; nucleus
Molecular function (GO): four-way junction helicase activity; nucleic acid binding; ATP binding
Source: RefSeq, a predicted model, not a curated record
AUGACCAAGAAUAAUCUCAGCAGCUCCCUCUCAUGGCUCUUGCAGCACCCACCCUCUUUUGGAUCGUUGGAGCACAUAUCUGUUAUUGCUGAUACUGCCAGCAUAUUGUACGAUGGGUCGGAGGCAGCAGACACGGACGAGGACAUGGCAAGACUGCAGCUGGCACCACAGAUCCCUCCACGACCAAGACUGCAUACUCAAUUGCAACGCGAGCCCAACCCACUUCCGACCCCAACUCCAUCUCGACCCUCAGAAGACAACAAGCUGCAAUCCGGCCGCCCGAAGAAGUAUGAAACGCCUUCUAUAUCCCGGCAGAUUUCGAAGCCGCGUACGCCAGUGACGAGCUUUGAUGACAUAAAAUUUGACGAUUCCAUUGACAUCCUCGACAUCGACGAAAUUGAUUUAACCGGCGACGCCACGACUUCUUCCUUUGGCGAAUUCGGGCCCCCAACUCAGCUAUGGAACGAAAGGUCUGCUUCUCGCGUAGAGCCAUCGCCAAAGAAAAAAGGGAAGAAGAGGAAAAGCGAUGAAUACGAGUCGGAUCUGCUCUCUCCGCAGUCAAGUCGAAGGUCAACGAAGAUACUCCAGCACCGCACAACGACGACAACCUCUCCGGUCCGCGGAAGCCAAACCAGCGUCAACGGAAAACACCUUAAGGGAGAAAUCAGCCUGACUCAAACAAGCACUCGAAGCGGAAGCACGGCUCCCGACUCAGACACCUUAUUGAAUCGUGGGACCAAAGCAAUUGACGGAGGUCAAGGUUACCAAAGGAAUACAACAGUAAACGCCCAACAGGCACAACCUUCAACACGUCCUCUGAAAGCUCGAAUGCAGCGAUCGCUAAACAUCAUUCCUGAUUCGGACGAUGACGAAGAUGUAACUCCUGCUCAAAAGUUUGAAACAGAUUCUUUUGGCGAUGCUUUCUCCAAGGAUGUGUCUGGUCCAGGCUUACUCGGGUUUACGGUAAAAGAACAAGGUUCAGAGACAGCUUCCCGCUCUCCAGUUCGAUCUCAACAACUCUCGGUCCAUGCAUCGCCUGGACCGGUGGAUGCCGUCCGAAUGAGACCUAAAUCGACGCCGCAGACGACGUCGAAUGUGGAAUUUGGAUCGAUUAACUGCACUCCGACACCAACCAUUACUGGCGACUUGACAUUGGAACAGAAAACAUUGAUUGAUAGCUUCGUUAUGAACGGAAAAGACCAGCUACAAAGUCUCGUGCAGCGGCUGGAGGACUCGAAGGAAGUUGUCGGCAGACAAAUCCUGGAGGAGAUGUGCGAACGGGGCGCUGCUUCUAGCCACCUGAAAGAUCGCCAAAAGGCGAUAGCAAACAAGAUCAAUGCAGCAACGCGACUUCAGGAAGAAUCUGCCACUCUGUUCAAACUCCGAAAUCAACGGGAACAAAUGCUUGACCAGCGAGAAGAACUUCGUAAAGCGGGUCAUAUUAUUGAGCCUGAUGAUCCCGAGGAUGUCUUGACUUCGCUAUGCAAUAAGAUUUUCAGGGCGAAACGCGAAAUCGACGCCCGAGAACUCGCAAUCUUCAACCUUUUGGAACAGGUGGGAGUGUCGACCUCCAGCAGAAUGAGAGAUCAUCCAACAUCAGACCGGAGCCGUUUGUUGUCUCCAGGCUCAAAGCUCUCGGAUCAGAGGGUCCUGGUUGCCUCGACUCAAAAGCCGCCUCACUCGACGUCGAAGAAUAUGAAGAGUGAGACUCCGCAAGGUCUCUCUCAUCUCUCGACGCAAUCAAUUCGUCAAACUCCAUCCUUGUACAAAUACGAUGCAGUUGACAUGGCUAUCAAGUCGUCCAACCGAAGCCCUUCUCCCUAUCGUGAAUCUCCCAAGAGGGCUCAAGUGUCGGCUGACGCUAGGCUUAUCUCUCCCACACCUCAUGCCUUCAAUAUUCCUGGCUCGAGUCGUGUGCUCGCCAGUGUGGGUGCGAAGGCUGGCGAAGGCGACUUUUCAAGAACAAUGGGUAGUCCAGCUCGUGACUUCUCAUUCGAUGAUGAAGACUUCGAGGAUGGUUUGGAUGACGAAGAAAUGUACAAGGCAGCAGAACAGUAUGAACAAAAUCUACCGCCAAUAGCAGCUCCGUCUCCUGUCCGAAGUGGACGGUCUGCACUGCGUGAAGUGAGUGACAACAUUCGCAGGGUAUCACCCCAAAAACCUGCAUCCGCAUCAUCCACGUCUCGCCCUCCACCAGCAGCUCUGAUGCAGCAUCCAUGGUCGAAAGAAGUGCACUCAACUCUGAGGAAGAAAUUUCAUCUCCACGAGUUUCGUCACAAUCAAUUGGAAGCCAUUAACGCGACUUUGAGUGGCAAGGAUGCCUUUGUGCUGAUGCCUACUGGCGGAGGCAAGUCUCUUUGCUAUCAGUUGCCAGCCGUGGUGCAAAGCGGGCGGACUGCAGGUGUGACUAUCGUCGUCUCUCCAUUGCUCAGCUUGAUGCAGGAUCAAGUGGAUCAUUUGCAGAAAUUGCACAUUCAAGCUGUACUGGUCAACGGCCAGACCUCGCAAGAACAUAGAAACUAUAUCCUCGAAGCGCUACGAUCUAACGAGCCAGAAAAGUUUGUUCAGCUUCUUUAUGUCACGCCCGAGAUGCUCAACAAAAGCGAGACAUUCUUCAAGGUCUUUCUGGAUUUGAACAGGAGGAGACGCCUUGCACGCAUUGUGAUUGACGAGGCACACUGCGUCAGCCAGUGGGGACAUGAUUUUCGCCCCGACUACAAGGCAGUGGGUGAAGUUCGUCGGCGUUUCAUGGAUGUGCCAGUGAUGGCCCUGACCGCCACUGCAACCGAAAACGUGAAAGUGGAUUGUAUGCAUAACCUCGGUAUGGACGGCGCUGAGGUUUUUACGCAGAGCUUCAACAGACCCAAUCUCACGUAUGAGGUGAGACCCAAAGGCAGCAAGCAAGCCGUUCUUACAAGUAUUGCCUCUCUCAUCCAGGAGUCUUAUAAGGGCCAAGCAGGAAUCAUCUAUUGCCUAUCACGCAAAGCUUGUGAAGAUGUUGCGAAGCAACUCCAGGACGAAUAUGGUAUUCAAGCCCGCCACUACCAUGCUGGACUGGAAGCUCCAGAGCGAAUUCAUAUCCAGAAAGAGUGGCAAGCUGGCGUCUACAAAGUCAUCGUCGCUACGAUUGCAUUCGGCAUGGGUAUUGACAAGGCAGAUGUCCGAUUUGUCAUCCACCACACCAUUCCCAAGAGUCUCGAAGGUUACUACCAGGAGACAGGUCGAGCCGGGCGAGACGGAGGCAGAGCUGGGUGCUAUCUCUUCUAUGGCUACGGAGACACGACCUCCAUAAAGCGGAUGAUCGAGAAGGGCGAUGGUGAUUGGCAGCAAAAGGAGAGGCAGAAGCACUUGUUGCGAAACGUCGUCCAGUUCUGCGAGAAUCGCAGCGAUUGCCGCAGACAGCAAGUGCUCGGAUAUUUCAAUGAACACUUCAAGCGAGAAGACUGCAACAAUACCUGUGACAAUUGUAACUCAACUAGCUCCUUCGAAACGCAAGACUUUUCAGAGCAUGCCAGAAAUGCAAUUCGUAUCGUCCAGCAAGUGUCUCGAGAGCAAGUUACCCUGUUACAUUGUGUCGAUGUCUAUCGAGGCGGUAAAAACAAGAAGAUCGCCGACCUCCACCACAACAACCUUCGCGAAUACGGGCUCGGGGCAGAUUUGGUAAGAGGGGACGUCGAGAGAUUAUUCUACCGGCUCAUUAGUGAGGAUGCUUUGGUGGAGUAUAACAAGGUCAAUAAUGCAGGCUUCGCUACGCAAUAUGUGAAGCCAGGACCCCGAGCCUCCGAAUUCGAGACUGGUCGAGGAACAUUGAGUUUGCAAGUCUUGGUCUCGCCGAGAGAUAGGUCAAAAACCAAAGCCGGCGGCUCGAAGGCCAAGAAGAAAACACAACGGACAGGAGUCAAAGCCGCUGCUGACGACUAUCCUGUGUCCACGAACGUUUCUUCGCCGUUGCAGCCUAGAUCUCGCAAGAUCCCUCCUCGCGCACAGUUUGAUGAGGAUACCGACGAAGAUUUUGUCGACGAAGUCGAAGAAGAUGCCGACUUCUUUUUUGACCCAGUCCCCGCUGUUGGCGGGACACGGUCCAAGAGGAAUACAAAAGUCGGACCUCCAAUUACUACAGAUGACAGGACGGGAGGGCUUGACGAGGUUCACCAACAUAUCCUGAAUGACUUUGUUGAUAAUGCAAAGAAGGAAAUCAAGCGGAUUCAAAUCACGAAAGGUUUACGGCAGACCUCAAUAUCCGAUCUUGUACUUCGAGAGAUCGCCACUCAGUUUCCGCAAGAUGAGGCCGCGCUUCGAAAUAUUUGCAGAAUGAACCCAGAAACGUUCCAGAUGUUUGGGCCUGUCCUGUUGCGGCUGGCCAGAAGUGCAUAUAAUGACUACAAGGCGAUGAAAGAGGCCAGAGGGGAAGAUGUAGAUGGACCUUUUGACCCAUCAAUUGUGGAGAUCAGUGACGAUGAGGAUGCGGAUCGGGUGACGGAAAGUGAUGAAGAUCUCGAUGAAAGCGAGAGUAGUCACUACUUCAGUGUGGCUGACGAUGUGAGCCACUUCAACGAGAAACUUUCACAGGCGUCUGCAUUCGAGGCCCGACCCCAAAAGGCUGCGUCUAAAAAGCGCAACUCUCAUCCUAAAUCCGUGCCCUGGAAUCGCCGUGCCUCACGUGGCCCUCAGCACCGUGGUAGCGGAAGCUCGAGGGGAAGGACAGCGGUGACGAAGGGGAAGAGAGGCAGCGGUGGUGUUACAAGAAAGGUCAAGAGUAGUGUCAGUGCACGGUCAAGUACCAGCAAUUCAGGUCUGCAGGAAUUUGUGUAUAAGAACAGCAAAGAAGCCUCUUCCACCCGUAACCGCGGUGGAGGAGGUGGUGGUGGUGGAGUAGGAAAGAUUAGCAUGAUGCCUACCUGA